UUGACAGCAAUAGUGUCUAAAUAAUGUAUAAGUUGAAAAAGAGGCGCAUUAUUUUUGUUUUAUUUUGAAUUUUAACAUAUGCAUUUUCACAAUAAGUGAACAUAAUAGAACGAUUGCUUAAAAUAAAAGACAACGUAGUGAUAUUCUUAUAUCUGUACCUUAAAAAACAGAAACCCUGGCUUCCGAAAAUUAUCCCAAGAAGAUGCUCGAUGGGUGGUACUGUCGCUCUAUAGCGAAUAUGCAGGCUAAUGAGGCGGCCAGUGCCAGUAAUAGCAUAAGUGUCGAUCCUCCACAUAGUCGUGAUUCACGGAAAGACUACUCUAGCGACAGCAGCAGUGAUCCUGAACCAGAACCUAAUUACAAAGCGCAAUAUUUAACACUGAAGAAGAAACUCAAGUAUCUUAUAUAUGAAAAUGAAUGUUUCCAAGAUGCCUUGAGAUGUAGUCAGAAGAGGUUAUUAAAAGUUUCUCGUGAUCGUAGCUUUCUUUUAGAUAGACUUUUACAGUAUGAAAAGCAUGAGAGUACAACUUCAGACAGUGAAGACACAGAAUCCUCAGAUGAUGCUACUUAUAAUAAUGCUGAGGCUAUGAAAAGGAAAAAGAUGGACACUGGUGCAGUUCAGCAAGCUUUGUCCACACCGUCUUCGCUCAAUAAAGGUCUCAAUAAUACUAUGAAAAGGAAAAGAGCUGUUGUCCCUAAAAAAACACCAAAUCCUAAUAAUCCUCAUCAAUCUAGUGCUGCAAUGAUGGUGAAAGCAUCGCCAGCACUAGGAUUCAGCCUUUCGGCCAGCGACGGCCACAUGACACCCGAAGAGGUAGAGCGUCAUCUACAAUCGCGUCAAUCGUACCUCGAACUUUUGCCUGAGCGGGCACCGCCUACUGUACCUACUGAGAUGUUUAGCAAUGACCCUUCACUAGACAGUGAAUCCAACGACGUUCUGGAAAAUUCGCCCAAUGUUGAAGAGUGGUUUGAUUAACAGUAUCUGUCCAUCACCUCGGUGAAGAAUAUCCAGCAUAAAAUGGACUUAAGACAAGAAAUUAUCUUAAUGCACACUUUUGUCUUUAUGUGUAGUUAUAGGCAAAUAUUUUUUUUAAUAAAAAACGUUACGAGUGUAA
Vanessa tameamea is the source of this 1115-nucleotide messenger RNA. RefSeq names its product INO80 complex subunit E. The record is from RefSeq and is a predicted model, not a curated record. Lineage: Eukaryota; Metazoa; Arthropoda; Insecta; Lepidoptera; Nymphalidae. Gene Ontology annotation, biological process: chromatin remodeling. The transcript has 6 exons. The coding region runs from base 203 to 976 and encodes 257 amino acids. Gene Ontology annotation, cellular component: Ino80 complex; nucleus.